Molecule: messenger RNA, 495 nt
Organism: Alternaria atra
Lineage: Eukaryota; Fungi; Ascomycota; Dothideomycetes; Pleosporales; Pleosporaceae
Exons: 2
Coding region: 1-495 (164 amino acids)
Source: RefSeq, a predicted model, not a curated record
AUGGCGGAACCAUCUCCCAACCCAGCACCUGUCCAAAACCCCGACAUCGACCCUGCACUCACAAACGGCCUGGCGCAACCACCCCAACAAGCACCCACAGAACAAGCCGCAGAUGUAGAAAUGACAGAUUCAGGCACAGCACCAGCGCCUCUCACUCAAGACACCCAACAAACCGACAUCCCCUCGCACCAACCAACCGUCCAGACCGUUCCCCCAACACCCUCAACCACCACCCCGGCACCACCAUCCGCCCCCUCCCUCCCCACAGCGCCUACACCCACCCCGGCAUCAUCGCGCAACUCACCGCACCCGACUGCGCAAGCGCCCACGCAACCCAUUCCACACGGUAGCCCGACGAGAGUAUAUCUGAACCAGCAUGUGACGCCGCAUUUGCUGGAGGCGAUGAAACACCUGGCUACGACGGAACCGGAGAAGCCAUUGAAGUGGUUGAGUGAGUUUUUGGCGGGCAAGAGUAGGGAGAUUGAGGGGCCUUGA